AACAUGGCUGGCUAGAGGUUGUGUCUGUGCUGAGCUCCCGCUACCACCAAGCUUAUUAAGCAGCAAAACGGAAUUCUGUCAACAUUACAACCCAGAAUACGUGCCUGUUCAUUAUCUUAAAUACUUCAAGCGUAAAACUUUAAACAUUUAACGACGGACAAUGUCAAAACAAACUAAAAUUCAACCAAAGAAAGUGACGCCCGCCAUGACUGCUAGCGCUAGCCAAACGGAGGAGCUGGCAGGCGACCAGAUUUCAGCAGAGACUUCAGCUCUCAUUCGUGAGGUGACCCGAAGCUUUACAGAGAUAAUGGAGCAGAAAUUCUCUAGGCUCUCGGAGACUCUGGAGACAAUCUCCUCUACGCUGGAAAGUAAUACUACUCGCAUUACUGCGGCAGAACAGAGGGUUUCUGAUGUGGAGGACACGGUCGCCGAGUUGGCCGGGAGGUUAACCGAUGCAGAGAAGAAAAUCAAGGCAAUGGAGAAUGCUUUGGAUGACGUGGAGAACAGAAGCAGACGGGAAAACAUCCGCAUUAUCAACCUGAAGGAAGGUACUGAGGGUAAAAACCCCAUUCAGUUCUUUGAAAAAUGGUUACCCUCACUGCUCGGCUUGGAUAAGAGCCCCAAUGCUGAAGCCCGUAUUAAAGUGGACCGCGCGCACCGCAGCCUGGCGCCCCGCGGUGCGCGCCCGCGACCGGUGAUAAUUAAGCUCCACAAUCCCAGAGACAAGCAGCGGAUCAUGUCAGCAGUGAAAACGUCGCCCAGGCUUCAAUAUGAAGGACAACAACUCUUCAUACACCAGGAUCUUUCUGUAGCAGUUCGGGAGAAAAGGCGCGGCUUCAACGACACCUGCCGGUCCCUGAUUGAAAGAGGCAUUCGAUUUAACAUGCGCUACCCAGCUACGCUUGUCAUCACCCAUAACGGCAUUGAAAAGAAGUUCACGUCGCCGGGGGACGCACAAAGCUUCAUCAACGCUCUAGACUGAAGAUUCCAGCCUCCAAGAGUCCCCAGUGUUGAUGUCAGCUCAAGUUCUCCAGCAGUCCGGUGGAACCCUCAAGCUUUGCCAAGCCGCGCUUUUACCUCCAGCCACGCCACAAGCCGCUUUCCUCUCCAGCUGCCCACCAAGUCACACCAACUUUCCUGGAAGGAAAAUAAAACCCAUUUCUUACCUUUCA
Molecule: messenger RNA, 1172 nt
Organism: Oryzias latipes (Japanese medaka)
Lineage: Eukaryota; Metazoa; Chordata; Actinopteri; Beloniformes; Adrianichthyidae
Source: RefSeq, a predicted model, not a curated record